Messenger RNA from Temnothorax curvispinosus, 870 nucleotides. RefSeq lists its product as uncharacterized. The transcript is spliced from 3 exons. NCBI's taxonomy places the organism in Eukaryota, Metazoa, Arthropoda, Insecta, Hymenoptera, Formicidae. The record is from RefSeq and is a predicted model, not a curated record. The coding region runs from base 1 to 870 and encodes 289 amino acids.
AUGGUGCAAUCGUUGCUCACUUCUCUUUGGCCCGCUCACCACACUCAACAUUACUCGCUACGGCCCUGGCUCAGAUCAGCUCAUCAAUUAAUACUCAAAUCUCUCGCUCGUCAGCUCAACAUUACUCGUCAUCAUUCCGUUAUUUUCAUCACUGGAAUUGGUGGCGGAAAGGCGACGCAGACUCGAGGAGUUGCAUUGCUUAAGCUCCGCUCACUUCACUCAAGAUCAGACGUCAUUAUUCAAGCUCACAUUCUGCAGACGUUAACGAACAUCUUGCCACCCUUCAACGCUGCACCACAGGAAUGGCCGCAUCUCACCAAAUUAGCCUUGGCUGAUCCAGAUUUUCUGACACCACGGCCAGUGGAUAUUAUCAUUGGAGCUGACUCAUAUGGGCAGAUCAUCAAGCCCAACAUCAUCAAACGAGAUACAUUGAUGCCAAUUGCGCAGCUCUCAAUCUUCGGAUGGUUCGUGCUCGGACCUGUCGACACAUCAUCAUCGGCAUUUGCUGCAGUGCAUCAUGCAUCGAUUCAGGAGAGGAAAGAUGCUCUCGACGAGUUACUGUCGAAAUCUGGACACAAGAAGAAGUGCCUGCGAGCAACAAUCUUGAUCUUACUCCUGACGAGAAAAGAUGUGAAGAACAUUUCAAGAUUUAUGACAGAAUAUCAAGAGCUCAAUCACAUGAAGAAGGCUUCACCCGUUUCCAGUCAGCACACACAAUAUUAUUUGCCACAUCACGGAGUGCUCAGACCAGACAGUGCAACCACAACAUUACGCGUGGUAUUUGAUGGCUCGAAUGCAUCUGCAUUACAGCACCUAGACAUCAGAUGUUUUGCUCUGGAUUCGACCACUUCGACACUUAGUUGCCACUGA